Mollisia scopiformis is the source of this 2550-nucleotide messenger RNA. Its product is annotated as ankyrin. Lineage: Eukaryota; Fungi; Ascomycota; Leotiomycetes; Helotiales; Mollisiaceae. The record is from RefSeq and is a predicted model, not a curated record. The transcript has 2 exons. Gene Ontology annotation, molecular function: protein binding. Gene Ontology annotation, cellular component: cytoplasm; nucleus. The coding region runs from base 73 to 2361 and encodes 762 amino acids.
CCAGCGCCUACCCCACAAACCCCUCCUGGGUUCGAAGUCCUAACACCGUCUGGUCAACCAAUCUCCAACUUGAUGUUCAAAAACUUGCCGAUACUGGGCUUUCAGGAAAUGCAACAAGUUAAUCAAUCCAUGGAUGUUCUUGACGCUGGACAAUUUGCUCUGCCAUGGAACGCCAUCGGAUAUAACUUCAAUAGCUCUAUGGAGUAUAUCAUCGGGUCACUCCUCCCAACCUCAGAGUUUCUAAGUAGUACCACAGCAGAGGACUUCCCGGUUUCGAACCAAGGAAAUGUCACGAAUCCCGAAUUACUAAACAUCGCUGUCUUCUUAGCUUCAAAUAACUUCCCCGCUGGAGCUAAUGGCAAGGAUGUCUACAAAUGGCUCAAGGCUCACAAGAAGAUCCCAAUUUUAGAUGCACUUGCCUCAAUUAAGACCCCAAGCGCUGAAGCCACCCUUGAAAGCCUUUUACCAUUUGCUGUCGAGGCGAAAGAUAUCCCGAUGUUACAACAACUACUUCGAGCUGGAGUGAACCCCAACGGUCAAAGCUGCCGUCACAACAGGAUCCCCGAAAUUCUGACCCCAUUGCAGUUUGCUUGCAUCAUCAGACACACUGAAAUGGCGCAAAUAUUGACAGAAGCAGGUGCUGACAUCGACAAUCCUGGUUCCGGGUGGAAGAGUAGCGGGAUCCUUUUCGCCAUUAUAGCGUAUUAUCUUAUCCCGAAUUCUGGAUCGAGAUACAUUGUCACUCCUUUUCCAUCAUAUGGCAUGCACGAUUCGAGACUUAUUGCUGGUGACCAGACAGCUGACGUCUGGCUUUCAGACAGAGGUUCUGGCUGUGUAGAUCUUGUCCAAGUCUUGCUAGAUGCAAGCGCUAAUGUGAAUCCCUCAGUUGAAUAUUCACCAUCUUCAAACAAGGAUUGGAAAAUUAACCGAUUUCUCGAAGAUGGACAUUCACCAUUAUCGGCUGCUGCAAAGUAUCGAGACCACGGUCUUGUGAAGCUUCUCGUGCAACACCAUGCCAAUGUCAAGUUCAUCACAUCUCGAGGAACGGGUAUCCUGCAGGAAUGUUUGUAUAGCUGGGAUCAGGCAGAUUGCGACUUUAGCAGCUAUAGGGAGCCUCGGUCAGUGCUUGAUCGAUCUUUCACUUUUGAUGGCGACCAAGAUGUAUCACGAAUCGCUCCAGUUGUGCAGACACUUCUAAGUGCGGGCGCAGAUGCACCACAGAGGAGUUAUUAUCCUUUUUAUUUUCGGUGUCCAGUCAAAUUCGCAUGCUCCAACUGCAGCGAAUCUACCAAUUCUAUGGGCACUUUUCUCUCGACUUUGGAUCUCGCUGUCCUUUCAGGAGUUCCAGAUUUAGUUUCCAUGUUCCUCAACACGGGAGCUCUACCGACUCAGCACACGCUCGAAGUAGCUCAGAAGGUCAAUUGUCCACUAGAUGUUUUGUCUCUUUUGCACACUCCUAAGCCUGAGCAGUCUGAGCUUAAGAUUGUGGACACUAUAAUUAAGUCGGCGCUACGAACUGGCGACGUCUCCAUAAUAACGACACUGCCGCUUGACCCCGAUGCAUUCUAUAACAGAUUAUCCUCUAAUGGUUGGGAUUUCCGAGAAGCGAUUGAGCUCGCUUGCCAAUUUGCGUCUCAUAUAGGGGUCCUUCGCCAAGUAUUGGAUGAAGCCUUUGUCUUUCGUCAACCCAUUAUCGCUUCGCUUGGUUGCUCAAUAUACUAUAAGUUACUGUCAGAGCACGAGAAAGUCAAGGAAGUUGUAGAGAUCCUGUUAUAUGCUGGAGCGGAUAUCAAUGCUGCUCCAGAAGGUUGCAGCACUCCUCUCUCGAUCGCAAGACAGAAUGGGGACGAAGCACUUGUUGAGUUACUUUUAGAAGCUGGAGCAGCUCCAGGCUCUGACAGUUUGCUCCACAAUGAUAGGGUGAUUAGCGGUUCCGAGGGUCUUCGAAAAUUAAUUCGUGCUAUCGAACGGGGAGACAUGUCCACUGUUCGGUCUAUGAUUGAGGCUGGUGUGGAUAUAAACAAGGUUGGCUUUUCGGAAUGUCGGGGAACUUGUGAUGAACGUGGAUCCCCAUACCGUGGGGGACCACUCGCCAUAGCUAUUAUCAAGCAAAACGAAUACUGUUUUCGUUACCUCAUCUCGAGAGGUGCCAAGUUAAAUGUUGAUCCUGACGACUGGCGAACACUAACGCCGCUGGCGGCUGCUAUAAUCAUCCAAGAUGAGAAGCUUAUCCAGGAACUGCUUGAUCUUGGAGCGAACCUGUUCGAUCCAUAUGCUUUGGAGGCCUCAGUUGGCAAUCCAAGGCUCUUCCAACUCCUUACUGCGCAGAUAGGGCUCAAUUUAGCUAGAAGAUCUUCGUAGGCACGUCCGGCAUUCGAUAAAGCGACCAGGCACGGCCAUAUCGCAGUGGUUGAGACAAUUGUUCAAAACCAUAUGGUCGAGAUGGAUGUGUACCACGAUAAGUGUAAAGUGCUUUAUCUGGCUUUGAUAUAUGACUCUACUCCUAACCUUGCGAUUAUGCGCUUUCUCCUUGGUCAUGGAGCUGAUCCA